Messenger RNA from Acanthopagrus latus (yellowfin seabream), 3626 nucleotides. RefSeq names its product major facilitator superfamily domain containing 2ab (gene mfsd2ab). The transcript has 14 exons. Lineage: Eukaryota; Metazoa; Chordata; Actinopteri; Spariformes; Sparidae. Gene Ontology annotation, molecular function: lysophospholipid:sodium symporter activity. Gene Ontology annotation, cellular component: membrane. The coding region runs from base 193 to 1776 and encodes 527 amino acids. Gene Ontology annotation, biological process: carbohydrate transport. The record is from RefSeq and is a predicted model, not a curated record.
AAAAAUUACUACAUCCACCCAUACUGCCACCGCAUCCACUCAGUUCUCAAACAGAUUGUGUGUGUAACACACGACGAUACGACUGGACGUGUUUCUUCGAGCCUUUUCUCAGAAGACCUACUCGAUAUUCCUCACAUUUUUCCUCUUCGUUGGUGUGCGUCAAGUUCAAACCAAGAAGCCAGAUUUUCUGCUAUGGCUAAAGGAGAAGGAGGUGAACAAUACUCCAACGCCAGUUUAUUGAAUAAACCGGUCAGCUCGGAUGGCAUCCAGCUCGCCAGAAAGCACGAGCACAGGAACAGACUGUCAGUCUGCAACAAGAUCUGCUAUGCCAUCGGCGGGGCACCCUAUCAGAUCACAGGAUGUGCAUUGGGCUUUUUCCUGCAGAUCUACCUGUUGGACGUAGCUCAGCUGGAUCCCUUCUAUGCCUCCAUCAUCCUGUUUGUUGGCCGAGCAUGGGACGCCAUUACAGACCCCACAGUGGGCUUCCUGGUCUCCCGAAGCCCAUGGACACGUUUCGGACGGAUGCUGCCCUGGAUCGUGCUCUCAACCCCUCUGGCUGUGCUUUCCUAUUUCCUCAUAUGGUAUGUUCCUCCAUAUGAGGAUGGCAAAGUCAUCUGGUACCUUUUCUUCUACUGCAUCUUCCAGACCCUUCAGACUUGCUUCCAUGUGCCGUACUCUGCCCUCACUAUGUUCAUCAGCUCGGAACAGAAAGAAAGAGACUCUGCCACAGCAUACAGGAUGACGGUGGAGGUUCUGGGAACUGUUCUUGGUACAGCCAUCCAGGGGCAGAUCGUGGGCAUGGCGAAUGCGCCCUGCCUACCAGGACCUGGUGACAUUGUGGCCAACCUGAGCACCUCCUCAAAACUCCUCAAUGACUCUGAGCCUGUUAUUUCCCUGGAGCACACGAGAGCGGCCUACAUGAUCGCUUCUGGUGUCAUCUGUGCUAUCUACGUCCUCUGCGCUAUUGUUCUUUUCUUUGGUGUGAGAGAGCAGAAAGAGUCUUCUUCUCGUCCCAGGUCAGAGCCCAUGGGCUUCUUCCAGGGGAUUAAGCUGGUGAUGGGGCACGGACCCUAUGCCAAACUGGUCAUGGUCUUCCUCUUCACCUCACUGGGUUUCAUGCUCCUGGAGGGAAACUUCGCCCUGUUCUGCAGCUCCACGCUGGGCUUCAGAAACGACUUCCAGAACAUUCUGCUGGUCAUCAUGCUCUCUGCUACUCUGGCCAUCCCCUUCUGGCAGUGGUUCCUGAGUCGCUUUGGAAAGAAGACUGCGGUUUACGCUGGCUCUUUGUCCGUGAUUCCUUUCAUGAUCCUGGUGGUGUGUAUAAAGAGUAACCUGAUUGUUACCUACAUCGUCUCCUUCGCUGCCGGAGUCGGAGUGGCUGCAGCCUUCCUGCUGCCCUGGUCUAUGCUGCCCGACGUCGUAGAUGAUUUCCAAGUGCAGAACCCUGACUCCACUGGCCACGAAGCUCUCUUCUAUUCCUUCUACGUUUUCUUCACCAAGUUUGCCUCUGGAAUCUCUCUUGGCAUCUCCACACUCAGUUUAGAUUUCGCAGGUUACAUCAGUCGAGGCUGCACUCAGCCAACAGCAGUAGAUCUAACCUUGAAACUGCUGGUCUCCGCCGCCCCCGUGGCUCUCAUCCUGAUCGGCCUGGUCAUAUUGUACUGGUAUCCGAUCGACGAGGAGAGGAGGCAAGGCAACCGCAAACUGCUACAGGAACAGAGGGAAAACGAGGCAGACUCAGAAACAGACUCCACAGAGCUGGCCAACAUGGUGUAGCAUAUUUUAGAGACCCACAGACCAAUCGAGCUAUCGACUGGUAUUUUGCACUGGGCGGGACCAACGGACCUGGGACUGUCGGACCAGACACUGCCCUGUCCAAUCACACUGCUGCUGUUCCACCUCUACAACACUUGACUAUGAAACAUUUUCCCGGCAUGAAAUUCCCUCUCCUCUUUUGUUCAGUCCGAUCUCAAAAGCCUUACUUUUUGUAUGACACACUACUUUUGAGUACAAAAAUCUUUCUUUUUUAAAAGUUGGCCCUGGUUCUCAGUUGAAGUUGCACAGAACCAUGAAAUGUGAUGGGAGCAUGUUUUGUCAGUGUUGCCAUUAUUGGUGCUACUCACUGGAGCUUGUACAUAACACAUAACAUGAGCAUUAAUGACCUUGAGCACUGCGCUAAAAUCAACUUGACAGCUGUGAGACGUGAACAUUGUGAGAAACUUGAACAAACAGUGAAAACGCCUUAAUUUUAGCCCUGAUUCUGGGGUUAAGAAUCCUGAAAACUGACAGACUGAUACUCAUGUCAGUCACCUGCUCUUGAGUCGUGACUUCAUAUGUAUUUUGAACAUGUUUAAUUUUACAGUUAAUCCUCACAGUUUACUUAAACCAGUCAGCCAGUUUGUGUUUCCUCCGCAUUCCCAUCCCACUUUUUUUUUAAAAGAUGCCAUAAUAUUGUGAUAUUGGAACUAGUGGCCUGAGUAACAUCUGUGCUCUAAAGGGCUCCUUAUGUACCAUAAAACUUAAACCACUACAAUACAACAUUUUUUUUUAUUUCACAUAAAAAUGUUUAUCCAGCAUUCGAAUUACUCUCAUUACCUUAUUCAUAGGACAGCUACUGAAGACAGGAAAGGCGUUUUUCUUUCCGUGACACUGAGAGUAGCCUCGACUACAGCCGGUACUAAUUUAGUGACAUUGUUAUUUAAAUAUUUAUUAGUUUUUUGAUUUUACUGUUUUUGAAUUCAUGCUUGCUGGAAAGUCCUGCAUCUUGCAGUAUUUAAAUCUCUUUAAAAACUUGUAAGGUUCCAACUGAAUUAGACGUCUCAAAAUGAGGAAAAUGGGCUGUGAGUGAAACUUUUAAAAACAUUUACACACCUUUUAAUGCAUGUUGCUAUUGCUACUGUCUUUGCUCCAUAUGCAUUCAAAAAGGGAAGCACAUUAAUGCGGGGAAAAAAAGAAGAUUGAAAGAUGUGGGAGUGAACGUGUCAUUGCCCUUGAGUGUUUUUUGAAUAUGUCUUAUUUGUUUGUAUAUAUGUGUGUGUUUAUUGAAGGAACAAUGAGGAUGCUAUGUGAUCAUCUCAAUCCCUGUCAUGGAAGUGUGGAUUGACAUAUUUCAUAUCACUGAUAUGGAAAUGUGUACAUAGUGUCAUAUGUUAUACAUACUGUUACAUCUUCGAUAUGUUGUCUCUGACGACUGGUUUGCCGAUGUGAAAUUGUUCAUAUUUCUUCCUCUUUAUUUUUCCCCCCUCCCCAGAGAUUCCUUACUGUACACAAGAACAUGGUGCCAUUUUCACUCACUAAACCUGUAAUAAUUGUACAUCGUGUAAAUCUCACUCUGUUUUAUUUUGCCAGUGUUUUUCUCUUUUAAGAACCUGUCAGUGAACUUUCCUCAUCAAUCUUGAGGCUGUAGCCAAAUGUGUGAGCUUUAAUCCCACAGGGGACACACAGAUGCCUUGUGUACAUGCCUCCUGUGCAUAUGUAUAUAUUGUAUGUAAACCUGUAAAUAUCUUUGAUAUUUGUGGCUGCGAGUGAAAUGAACCUAUGUACACUGUACUGUAGUUAUUUAAGAAAAAAUAUUGAGAUUGAAAAAGACAUUGUUAAUAAAUACUAAUUGGUAAGUGUACUGUGAA